UAUUACUUCAUACAAAUUUACAAAUUAUUUGCCAAUACCAUCUCCAUUACCAGCGGAGCCCCAUGACCGUUUUCCAUCUGAUUCCCAGUCACAUCAAGCUAGGCAUCUAACAACUUCUGGAUUACGUCCUUGUAUUCUUUCUGCUUGAGCAACACGAGUUCACUGCGGCCUCUGAACAAGGCACGCGUAUAACGCACUGGGGGUGUCAGACCGUCCAUGCCUUCUUUUGGAUUAUAGACACCAACCGUUGAGAGAUGCACAUUCCGAACAUCAGCUCGCCUUCGGCCCUCUUGGCCGCCAUCCUCGCCGCCGCGCCCCAGCUGGCUUCGGCCUUCUACCUACCCGGCGUCGCCCCAACAUCAUACCAACAGGGAGACCGCGUUCCCUUAUACGUCAACAGCAUCAAGCCAGUGGCCGCACCAGAAGAUGCUCGACUGCACUCCGUCGUCUCGUACGACUACUACCACCCGGCCUUCAAGUUCUGCAGGCCAGAAGAAGAUGUCGAACACGUCUCGGCAAGUCUAGGCAGCAUCCUCUUCGGGGACCGCAUCAAGACAUCGCCCUUUGAGCUGCUCAUGCUCAAGAACGAACAAUGCAAGCGCCUCUGCACCCAGAAGUACUCGGGCGCCUCGAUCGGCUUCCUCAAGCGUCGCAUCGAGCAGGGCUAUAGCCUCAACUGGCUCGUCGACGGCCUUCCCGCCGGCCAGCAGAUCCACGACGACUUCACCAACACCACUUUCUACAACCCGGGCUUCCUGAUGGGCUGGGCCGACGGCCAGGGGAACCUCGUCUUCAACAACCAUUACGACAUCAACAUUGAGUACCACCCCGUCACCGGCGACGAAUCGCUGAACCGCGUCGUCGGCGUCAUCGUCGAACCGAGCUCCCGCAAAUACAAGGGCGAGCCCGACUGCAGCAGCGCCGUCGAACCCAUCGUCAUCGCCGACGACGGCCUCGAGCGCGACGUCACCUUCACCUACAGCGUCUACUGGACCAAGUCCGACACCGCCUGGGCCACGCGCUGGGACAAGUACCUCCACGUCUUCGACCCCAAGAUCCACUGGUUCUGGCUGAUAGACACGGCCAUCAUCGUCGUCAUCCUGGUCGGCACCGUCGCCUCCAUCCUCGUCCGCGCCUUGAAGAAGGACAUUGCCCGCUAUAACCGCCUCGAUCAGAUCAACCUCGACGAUCUCUCCGGCACCGGCCUUGAGGAGGAUGGUGUCCAGGAGGAUUCCGGCUGGAAGCUCGUCCACGGCGACGUCUUCCGCAGCCCCAAGUACCCGCUCCUGCUCUCCGUGCUUCUCGGCAGCGGCGCCCAGCUUUUCGUCAUGACCGGCUUCACCAUCUGCUUUGCCCUGCUUGGCUUCCUAUCGCCCUCGAACCGUGGUUCUCUCGGCACCAUCAUUCUCGUCCUCUACACUCUGCUGGGCUUCGUGGGCGGAUAUGUCUCGUCCCGCGCCUACAAGGCCAUGGAAGGCGAGAGGUGGAAGGCCAACAUCAUCCUUACGCCGUUGCUUGUUCCCGUCAUCGUCUUCUCCACCUUCUUCCUCCUCGACCUCUUCCUCUGGGCGAAGGAGUCCUCGGGCGCCGUCCCCUUCACCACCAUGCUCGUCAUCGUCGCCAUAUGGUUCAUCAUCUCCGUGCCCCUCUCGGUUGCGGGCUCGUGGCUAGGUUUCCGUGCGCCGGCCAUCGAGAGCCCCGUCCGUACCAACCAGAUUCCUCGCCAGGUGCCCCCCGUCAGCACCUACCUCAAGCCGAUCCCCAGCAUGCUCAUUGUCGGCUUGCUGCCGUUCGGCGCCAUCUUCGUCGAGCUUUACUUCAUCAUGAGCUCGGUCUGGUUCAGCCGCAUUUACUACAUGUUCGGCUUCCUCUUCCUCUCCUACGGCCUCAUGAUCGUCACCUGCGCCACCGUCACCAUUCUGAUGGUCUAUUUCCUCCUCUGCGCCGAGAACUACAACUGGCAGUGGCGUUCUUUCCUCGCCGCCGGCACGUGCGGAGGCUACAUCUUUGCCAACUGCCUCCUUUACCUCGUUACCAAGUUGAAGUUGAGCGGCCUCGCUGGCGCUGUCUUGUACAUCGGCUACAGCGGCCUCAUCUCCUUCCUCUUCUUCAUUCUAACGGGAUCCAUCGGUUACUUUGCCAGUUGGUGGUUUGUUCGAAGGAUUUAUGCCUCGAUCAAGAUUGACUAAGUCUAGCAGCAACACACUCGGCUUCGGCGAGCAAAAGAGUAGCAUGUCCAAAGAACGGAAGACUGGCAGCCUGGAGUCUGGUCUAUUCCGUGUAUGAUGACAAUAUUUAUUGUACGAGUACGCCUUUUUUUCUUCUUUUUUUUUUCUUUAUUUUUCCUAUUCGAUGCCUGUCAUCGCCUUGGUUGGGUCAUCUCACCACGCUUUGUUGAGAAGGCGUGCCGUUAUGGAAGGGAGUAACGAUUUCAGUUCAGUGUGGUUGCGGGAAUCCUCAAUGGCCAACAGGGAGGGGGACUACUCGCUGACCGCGGUUCAGAAGUAAAAAAAGAAGGCUGGAACAUGACAUUAGACGCUUUGCAGCACACAGAUAUAGAGAUGGAAGGAAUCCUCUAAUCAUAUUGGGUAUCCGGAACUAAUC
Sodiomyces alkalinus F11 is the source of this 2604-nucleotide messenger RNA. RefSeq names its product endomembrane protein EMP70. The transcript has 3 exons. Gene Ontology annotation, biological process: vacuolar transport; protein localization to membrane. Gene Ontology annotation, cellular component: fungal-type vacuole membrane; endosome. NCBI's taxonomy places the organism in Eukaryota, Fungi, Ascomycota, Sordariomycetes, Glomerellales, Plectosphaerellaceae. The record is from RefSeq and is a predicted model, not a curated record. The coding region runs from base 255 to 2189 and encodes 644 amino acids.